This is a messenger RNA of Nothobranchius furzeri (turquoise killifish), 4270 nucleotides long. RefSeq names its product cholinergic receptor, muscarinic 3a (gene chrm3a). Gene Ontology annotation, molecular function: G protein-coupled serotonin receptor activity; G protein-coupled acetylcholine receptor activity. Gene Ontology annotation, cellular component: synapse; dendrite; plasma membrane. Gene Ontology annotation, biological process: regulation of vascular associated smooth muscle contraction; G protein-coupled receptor signaling pathway, coupled to cyclic nucleotide second messenger; adenylate cyclase-inhibiting G protein-coupled acetylcholine receptor signaling pathway. NCBI's taxonomy places the organism in Eukaryota, Metazoa, Chordata, Actinopteri, Cyprinodontiformes, Nothobranchiidae. The record is from RefSeq and is a predicted model, not a curated record.
GCUCCUCACAUCCCCGCCCAAUUCGCGGCUCAGUAACCAUCGACGGUUCCAGACCUUGUUAGUAGAGCCCCGUUAGCUCUUCAGAUGUGACCAGAUCGGACUGCUGCACAGCCGUGGAGCCAAACAUGGACCCGUGAGAAGUUUGACAGGAUUUUCUCCAUCUGCUCAAUGUGACCGCGCGCAUCAGUGACUGACAUGAGGCACCAUGAUCCGGCUGGACGAAGAUAAUCGUGCACCCACGGUUGACAGCAUGGACACCAAAAGGCACUCUGCUGAAAGGUGACCUCGAGACACUUCACCUCCCCACAACAUUUGGAUGCAGAGCCAACGUCUGCUCCUGAUGACCUGAUGAUUGAUUCAUCCGCCUGUGACAAUGGUCCAGCGCCCUCUGGUGUCGAGUCUGCCAAACUGUUCUUGGGACAACUCUUGUGGCAGGGGAAGGCAGAAUAUGCCAGAGCAUUACAAUGAGCUCCAACAGCACAGACCCUGGUCUCCUUCUGACUGCCAACCCUUCACCAUCAGUGGCCAGAGCCUACCCACAAUCCCGUGGCCUUCAUCAAGAAGAAAUUGCUUUUGAUGAUGACCCCUCUUUCAUCAACAAAACCUUCAACUUUACUUUACCAAUCGACAAUGCCCUUGACCCCCUGGGUGGUCACCCUGUGUGGCAAGUAGUCAUAAUUGUCUUGCUGACAGGAACAUUGUCUCUAGUCACCAUCGUCGGCAACAUACUGGUAGUGGUGUCCUUCAAGGUUAAUCGGCAGUUAAAGACAGUGAAUAAUUACUUUCUUCUGAGCUUAGCUGUGGCAGACCUCAUUAUAGGGGUCAUUUCCAUGAACCUCUACACGCCUUACCUUAUAAUGGGCUACUGGGCCAUGGGCACCUGGGCCUGUGACCUCUGGCUGGCUAUUGACUAUGUUGCAAGCAAUGCAUCAGUUAUGAACCUACUAGUCAUCAGCUUUGACCGCUACUUUUCAAUUACCAGGCCUUUGACCUAUCGAGCAAAGCGAACCACCAAGCGAGCUGGGGUCAUGAUUGGAUUGGCUUGGCUUGUUUCUUUUAUUCUGUGGGCCCCAGCCAUUCUCUUGUGGCAGUAUUUUGUAGGCAAAAGAACAGUGCCCUUUGAUCAAUGCUAUAUUCAGUUCCUCUCAGAGCCAAUAACAACCUUCUGCACAGCCAUGGCAGCGUUCUAUCUGCCUGUGACAAUAAUGAUUAUUCUCUAUUGGCGUAUUUACAAGGAGACGGAGAAUCGCUCAAAAGAAUUGGCUGAGUUGCAGGGUUCGGGAGGCCGUGGUGGGACAGGUAGCAGAGUAGGAAAUCUUGGAAGUGAAAGAGCCAGUUUUGUCCACCAGACAGGAAGUUCCAGAAGCUGUGGUAGCUAUGAGUUGACCAGAUCAUCAAAGAAAGGGAGUACGUGUAAAAAGCUUGUUGGGCGAUUCCACUGCUGGCCUGGGGUUCGUUCUUGGAGACCUGGUAGUAUCCGUCAUGGAGACGGAGAUCCAGACCAGAGCAGCAGCGACAGCUGGAACAACAAUGAUGCUGCAGCCUCUUUGGACCACUCUGGGUCCUCUGAGGAUGAGGACUGUGGGAGAAAAGAGACAAUUUCCCAGAGUCAUGCAAUAUUUUCCAUAGUUCUUAGCCUCCCUGGCAUUAGGGCCGCCGUCAACUCCCAGCUUACCUCAUGUGAAGAUCUAGAUGCAGCUUCAGAGGAGGAUCCACUAAAAGGAGCUGAGUAUAGCCGCGACAGCCUGUCAACUGUCACAACCAAUACCACUAAUCCCAUCACACCUGAGGGCACAAACAAUAUGGAAAACAGCUUCAAACAAGGCAUUUGUUCACAAAAAGCUCUAUCAAUGUCCACAAUUCAGGCUAAAUGCAACCAAGAGGUAACUGAUGGCACCCCAACGCCCACUACCAAUGACAGCAAUGCCACUAGCAUAGCCACCAAGUCCUCAUCUGUCCCACUGUCAUUUAAAGAAGCAGCAAUGGCAAAGCGUUUUGCAGCUCGAACUCGGACUCAGAUCACCAAGAGAAAGCGGAUGUCUUUGGUGAAGGAGAAGAAGGCAGCUCAAACCCUCAGUGCCAUCCUCUUAGCUUUUCUCCUCACAUGGACCCCUUACAACAUCAUGGUUCUGAUUAAUGCCUUCUGCACCGAUUGCAUCCCAGACACCCUGUGGGCUUUAGGGUACUGGUUGUGCUAUGUCAACAGCACAGUCAAUCCCAUGUGCUACGCACUGUGCAACAAGACUUUCCGUACAACGUUUAAGAUGAUACUGCUGUGCCGCUGGGAUCAGAAAAAAAGAAGGAAGCUGCAGUUUCAGCAAAGGCAGUCGGUGGUCUUCCACAGGGGGAUUCCCAGGGAAUCUACAUAAAGGACUGAAACCUCAAACUGUGGAUUAGAGAAUUUUGGAGUUUAUCCCAGGACAAGGAAAAGAAAGGAGCCUCCAUGUUGUUGUUUCUGUGGAGUUUCUUUGAUAAGAGUUCCUUAAAGUCCUUCUCAGCUGAUGUUUAAACAGCUACCCUAUGUGCUGGUCCUAAGGGAUGUUUUAACGUCAGUGCAUCCAUUUACUAUGGUAAAGGGAUACCAUGUGUGAAGAUUAGCCAAGGGUGAGGCCCGGAGUUCAAAGCUCUCCCUUUCUCUUUGAAGAACUCCAGAAUGUCACACUUCUGAGGAUGCAUAAAAAAGAGUGGGAAAUAAGUGUAAAGGGCUUUUAAAUUAUAUUGCAGGAGAAAUGUUGAAGUGCAAUUGACACAAAUUAUAAGCAUGUCUAUGACACGGGUUGGGUAUUUACAUUUUCUAUCAUAUCCCUCUGUGGGUAGUUAGAUUUGUAAUGUGCUGAGUGGUUUUUCAUUUCAAACCAAAGUGUGUAUUUGUAGCUUGUUCCUGAGAGCCGAGGUAAAAAGUGAAGACUUGUGUUCAAUGGCUUCUACAUUUUACCAGUUUGCAGUGUCUUCUUCCUGACUGGCAUGUGUUUUUAUCUAAACUUCCGUGGAUUCGAUUUCUACAUGGAUAUGAUUCUCCUGUGUAUUAUGUAAAAAUGUUCUUAAACUGUGUUCUUACUUUCAGUCGGCAAAGACAUGUUCCUUUGUAAAAAUCAUCUUCGGGUUUCUUGGUACUCCAGAGAUUUUGAGCCACUUUGAAAAGGAUUAUUUUGACGAAGUAUGUUGUGAAUAUUCUGUGGUACCACAGUCAGUGAACCACUGUUGAGUUCAAUGUGAUUGUUGUGAUUUUUAUGGUGGACACAAUAAGUGAACUGGUUGUGUUUUUAUGUGCUUGCAACUCCCUGUUGAAGAAAACAAUGAUAACGUUCUGUUUGUGUACAUUUGGGUCAUUCUGGAUUGAUACAUCAAGAUUGUUUACACACACACACACACACACACACACACACAAACACACACACACACACACACACACACACACACACACACACACACACACACACACACACACACACACACACACACACACACACACACACACACACACACACACACACACACACACACACACACACACACACACACACGUGUUCAUUGUUAAAGACACUUGCUUAAAUUUCUACAAAUGUAUGAGGGAAAUUAUUUUGUUGAGCCUUCUUCAAAUCAUAAGACCAACUGCACCCUCUAGUGGCCAACAUAAAGAAGUGUAAUUUUAGCUUCUAUGGUGAAAAGUCUUGGAUGGAAACAAAAACCCUUAUUCCAUAACUUUGAAUAUUUUUAUACUAUAUGCCUACAAAUCAGAUAUAUUUUAUGUGAAAAGGAACGUCACAAUCACCGUGGUGUUUUGUUUUUAGUGAUUUUUCUACUCUUUGGUUGAUUUCUGAAUGAAAUAUUUGUUCCUUAAAAUAAAUAUUAAUUUUUGUGGCAUAUGAUUAGUAUAUACAGUUGACACCUGGUUUGGAAUACAGUGUAUUUUUUCAUACAGAAAGUAGAAAAACACCACACACCCACCACAAAUUGUAAUGCACAUUAUGUUUAUAUUAUCCUGAUUCAGUUUUUUAUGAAGUAUUACACUCAGAUGUGACAGUAUUAUGUGAAAAACAUACUGAAUUUAAAAGAUAUUAUGUAAUAUAACAAAAGAAAAUUGCUAAGAGUUAAUGCAGUAAGCAUAUUUAUGGUAUGACAGAAUUUUGUGUAAUUCAGAUUUUUUUUAAUCCCUAUUUUAACAGAAUGUGCUCCAGUGUCAUUACAAUAUGAUUUAACAGAAAUCAGUUUCUUUUCAAGUAUGCCAAUCAUUUCCUCAUUUGAAUUCAAUAAACAAAAACAUAUCAUU